UUUGAAUUUGAAUGAAAGCAAAAGCUCUUAUGAUUCUCAUCACCUUUGCUCGAGCUUUUAAUGCUAUGAAUCGCCGGAUGAACCCUACUAGAUCGUCUUCCAAAUCCAUCUCCGCAGAAUCCCUAACUCUUCGUUCCAAUUCAGAAUCAGCCAAUGGAGCUUCCAGUCGAGUACCAUCUCUAAGGAGGAAAAGGCUAAAGCAGGAAGUUUUGGAGCCUGUGGCGAAAGAUUCAAGCAGUAGCCAUAAAGAGCUGUGUGGAGUAUUACCAGAUAUAGAAGAUCUUUCUUACAAGAAGACAAAUUUAUCUCCCAGCAGACCACCUGAGAACUGGGAAAAGGUGCUCGAGGGUAUUCGAAAAAUGAGAUCUCCAGAAGAAGCAACAGUUGAUCCUGUUAAUUGUGAUAGAACCGGAAGCUUUUUACCUCCCAAGGAAAGGAGAUUUUAUGUCCUCAUAGGAACACUUCUUUCAAGUCAGACUAAAGAUCACGUAACUGGUGCGGCAGUAGAACGUCUUCGUCUAAAUGGCCUUCUCACUCCUGAGGCCAUUGAUCAAGCUGAUGAAUCAACCAUAAGGGAAUUGAUUUACCCUGUCGGGUUCUAUACUAGAAAGGCAACUAAUGUGAAGAAAGUUGCGAAAAUCUGUCUCACGAAAUAUGACGGUGACAUUCCAAGGUCUUUGGAAGAGCUACUCUCGCUUCCAGGAGUCGGUCCUAAGAUUGCUCAUCUGGUUUUGCAUAUAGCAUGGAAUGAUGUUCAAGGGAUAUGUGUAGACACACAUGUGCAUCGCAUUUGCAAUAGGCUUGGUUGGGUGACUAAACCAGGAACGAAACAGAAAACGUCUUCCCCCGAGGAAACUAGAGUAGCUCUGCAACAGUGGCUUCCAAAAGAAGAAUGGGUCGCUAUUAACUUUCUUUUAGUAGGUUUCGGCCAAAAGAUAUGCACACCGCUAAGACCACGCUGCGGAGUGUGCAGUAUCAGUGAGCUUUGCCCUUCUGCCUUCAAAGAGACCCCAAGCAAAUCAUCCAAAUUGAAGAAAUCUAUCAAAAGCAAGAAACUUUAAAUUGCUUUUGUGGCUCUGGAGUCUCCUCCUUGAUCACUUUAAAACUACUUUGUGAUUAGUCCUCUGUAAAAGAUAAAUUGUAUAGCUUUAUGGAAAAUUGAAGAGCAAGAGCAUCCCUUUUGCAUUUAAAUUGUCUUAAAGGGAUUAUCAGAUACUUAAGAAGAGGCUGAGAUUGCUGAAGAUUGUAAAUCUGUGAUGCUAUAUUUAUAUUAUGAACAACUUAAUUAUUAUGAUGA
Molecule: messenger RNA, 1297 nt
Organism: Brassica oleracea var. oleracea
Lineage: Eukaryota; Viridiplantae; Streptophyta; Magnoliopsida; Brassicales; Brassicaceae
Product: endonuclease III homolog 2, chloroplastic
Exons: 10
Coding region: 12-1061 (349 amino acids)
Biological process (GO): nucleotide-excision repair; base-excision repair, AP site formation; base-excision repair
Cellular component (GO): chloroplast nucleoid; nucleus
Molecular function (GO): oxidized pyrimidine nucleobase lesion DNA N-glycosylase activity; 4 iron, 4 sulfur cluster binding; DNA binding
Source: RefSeq, a predicted model, not a curated record